AUGAAAAAUGCUUAUGAAGAUAUGAAGUCUAUCUUCAGUUGUCAUGGAGAGAUAGUUGAAAUGAUUGGUGAAAAUUCGCUCCCACCCACUCAUUCACCCAUGCACUUCAACCUCAGAAUGAUUUCCUAUCCAGAGUUCAUGGGAAUUAUGAACAAGGUACUGACUGUGAAUUCUCCUCCAGGUGCCCAGAUUAUUGAUUUGAUGAUGCUCGUAAUAGAUGUGACAAAAGGGAUGCAGACGCAGUCAGCAGAGUGCUUGGUAAUUGGGCAGAUUGCCUGCCAGAAGAUGGUGGUGGUUCUGAACAAAAUAGAUCUCCUUCCAGAGGGGAAGAGACAAAGUGCCAUUGAGAAGAUGACUAAGAAAAUGCAGAAGACCUUGGAAAAUACUAAGUUCUGUGGGUGUCCUAUUGUUGCUGUUGCAGCAAAGCCCGGUGGACCCGAAGCCCCAGAGUCUGAGAAUCCACUAGGUGUUUCUGAAUUAAUUGAGGUCCUGAAGUCUCAGGCUUACCUGCCAUCAAGAGACCCCUCGGGACACUUCCUUAUGGCAGUCGACCACUGCUUCUCUAUCAAGGGUCAAGGCACAGUGAUGACAGGGACUAUUCUUUCUGGCUCUGUUAGCCUUGGUGACAAUGUGGAGAUUCCUGCCCUGAAG
Messenger RNA from Apaloderma vittatum (bar-tailed trogon), 651 nucleotides. Its product is annotated as selenocysteine-specific elongation factor-like. NCBI's taxonomy places the organism in Eukaryota, Metazoa, Chordata, Aves, Trogoniformes, Trogonidae. The annotation marks the transcript as partial. The transcript is spliced from 5 exons. Gene Ontology annotation, biological process: selenocysteine incorporation. The record is from RefSeq and is a predicted model, not a curated record. Gene Ontology annotation, molecular function: GTP binding; GTPase activity; translation elongation factor activity.